GGAGGGGCGUGUCCCUUGCCGCCAUUUUGUUGUGGCCGCCGGGCGGGCUGUUUCCGGGUUGGAGGGCCCUCAGCAGAGAGACCUUCGGAAGGAAGCUGUGAUGGACCGAUUGGAGUGAUUCAUUCCUCCCAUUCACCACUGUUGAAUCUGCCAGAUUUCUGAAAACCCCUCAAGGCAUUUCAAUUUGAUAUGGUUGAUGAGUGACCAAAAGUUAUCUUUACGCUGAGCCAGCAGGAAGAUGCCAAUACCACCUCCCCCUCCCCCUCCCCCUGGACCACCCCCACCUCCGACUCUCAAUCAGGCUAACACAGACCCUCCAAAAUUGAGCAGAGAUGAACAGCGAGGGAGGGGGGCCCUCUUACAAGAUAUCUGUAAGGGGGCCAAGUUGAAAAAAGUGGCCCAAGUCAAUGACCGGAGUGCACCGAUCAUUGAAAAAUCCAAGGGCGGUGGUGGUGGCUACAGCUCUGGUGCAUCUCCCCUGCAACCGAGGGGGGGCCUAUUUCAAGGUGGUGUCCCCAAGCUCAGACCAGUGGGAGUAAAGGACAAUUCAGACAGCCCCUCGGGGAAGCAGUCACUGCAAGUUCCUGGGACCAGAUCAGUCGCACCACGGCCUGCUGUUUCUUCUUCUAGUGGCCGACACCAAGAUGAUGCAGAUAAUAACCGGGCUUCUCCCCCUGAGCUUCCACGUACCCAGAGACCUUCUUUACCUGAUCUCUCACGGCCCAAUAGUGCCAGCAGUGCUGGCAUGAAACAUAGUUCCUCGGCGCCACCGCCUCCACCACCUGGACGUCGAGCCAAUGCACCUCCUGCUCCUCCUUCCAUGCACAACAACAAAGUACCUUCCUACAACCGUGAGAAGCCAUUGCCGCCAACUCCAGGGCAGCGACUUCCAGGAAAUCGGGAAGGCCCCCCAGCUCCUCCCCCUAUUAAGCCACCUCCUUCUCCAGUGAACCUCCGAACGGGACCAAGCAGCCAGGGCCAGUCUCUGGCACCCCCUCCUCCACCCUACCGGCAGCCCCCUGGUGUCCCCAAUGGUCCAGCCAGCCCCACCAAUGAGUUGGCCCCUGAGCUUCCACAGAGACACAAUUCCUUGCAUAGAAAGACACCAGGGCCUACAAGGGGUAUGGCGCCUCCCCCUCCCCCAUCAGCUUCCCCUUCUUUACAGAGCAGUCGGCCCCCACCUCCUGCCCGUGAUCCUCCAAGCCGUGGCGCAGCCCCUCCACCACCACCGCCGCCCAUGAUCAGAAAUGGUGGCAGAGAUGCACCACCGCCUCCCCCGCCCUACAGAAUGCAUGGGACUUCAGAUACAACGAGCCGCGGGAAACCGCCCCCACCACCCACCAGAACUCCAGUUGGACCACCCCCUCCACCCCCACCAAUGAGAAAUGGGCACCGGGACUCCAUCUCGACUGUUAGGUCUUUUUUGGAUGAUUUUGAAUCUAAAUACUCCUUUCAUCCAGUUGAAGACUUUCCAGCUCCAGAAGAGUUCAGGCAUUUCCAGAGAAUUUAUCCCAGUAAAACUAACAGAGCUACUCGCGGAGCUCCUCCUCUGCCUCCCAUUCCCAGGUGAAAAAUGGACAUCUUUGCAGAGUACCGCGGCAAAUGGACCUGUGUUCUCAGAUUUCCCCCCUGCCUUCCAAUACUUCAAAAACCUGCAUGAGAAACACAUUCCUGGUAUAUUGAUCCCCUCCACCCUAAACGGUUGCAAAAGCCUGGAUGAAUAUACAAUUGCUGUCUUCCAUCUAUGCAUUUCACUCCCAGACUCAAAAGGACAUCUGUUAUCACAACUGGGUGAGAAGCAUCUUCUGCAGCUACACAUUGCUUUCUCAUUUUCCCAGCUCUUCCUAUCAUGGAGGGAGGGCCCCCAGUUCAUUCACCAUUGCUGUUCAAAAACAAGGGCACCGUGGAUAUUCUCUAACAAUGAAAGUUAAAUAGAACAGUUUUGGAACUGUGGGCCAAGUUGAAGUACCCAUUUGUAGAUACUUGCAUAGCAUAAGCAAGGGGAAUUGACCAUAUGUUGUAUGCAGGUGGGGAGCUCUGAUUUUUACAAGGUGCAACAUUAAAAAUACUACAUAGCUAUUCUAUUUUUAAAUGCAAACACUACAUACUAACACGUUAUGUAACUUGAAGAAAAGGAGGGAUGAAAAACAAGUAUCAACAGCAUUUUUCAGAGCAAACUUCUCAAUGAUGUAGCAGUAUCCUUCAUAGCACAAGAAAUACUUGGGAUGUGCAGCAGUUGCUCUGUUUUAGGUGUUAUCUUUGUCCUGCUGGUCUGGAGCCAUUGUCAUUCCCUGAAUGUCAACUCUUCCAAAUAGCUGCUGGCACUCCAGUUGAAGCUGUCAUGACCCAUAAUCAUGCUGUAUCUGUGCACUGAAUAGAUUAUUACAUAUGGUGCCAUUCGUGCUACAUAGAAUUUGGAUUAGAGACAAGGCAUACAGAAAACAUUGUUGGAUGGCCUAGUGUUGAUAGCAGGCUGGAAGAGUGCAACCAUAUAGUGUGCCCACAGACAGUAAAUUUGUGGACUAGAUGGUGCAGCAGUUCAAGGCAAGAUGCGCCUCACAUUGUUAUUUUAGGGAUUUUGACAUAGACUGUUAGACUGUGACAGCUCUUUUCUUCAAGGAGAUCAAAUCUUCUCGCAGAGAGAGGCACAGUUCUAUCUUACCUCUUUAUGUCAUUGUGGUGGCUCUGUUUCCUGUGUUCAUUCCUCCAUCAGCAAUCAUAUUUUGCCUUACCUUUUUUGUUUGGAGUGGCAAAUGAACAUUGGUUUGCUGCCUAUGUCACCAAGGGUAUCAAAUGGAGAAGCAUUUGGCUGUAGUUUUGAACAGGAAAGUCCCUCCUGCUAUUACUGUGUCUGGUUAAAAAAUUAACUCUGAAAUAAUAAACCAGCUGUUCUAACUCAAAAUUAUUUACUAAUAGUUAAUAACCCACCCCAUCAAAGUUACUUUUAGAGGUCAGGGAUGCUAGAAAAAUGUCUCCUAUGGUUUGUUUCUUUUUGUCAGGUGUAAACUCCUUACAACGAUGUUCUAAAUCUAAUGUGGGUUUCUUACAUUGUGGCUUAGAAAACCUAUGUUUCAGGUCAGAAGAGAGCCUUUCCAUUUUUUUCUCCUCAGCCUCUGUCUCCGUGGAUGUACAGUCUGCGGAGAAUUCACUGCUAGGCUGUUAACCAAUAGAAUGAAGUGCCCAGUCCCAGGUUGAGAACAAUUAAUUCAGGCCUGGAGCUGAAGCAGUUUCCCUUUCCUCUUCUUACCCCUUUCCCAUUAAUAUUUUGUUCGACCGAUUAUAACAUCAGAGGAAGACUCUGGCUAGUUGGUUAGGUUUUGGCCUUACACAGUACUUCUGUUAUGUGAUUGAUACCAGAUUUAUUAUAAUUGUGUGUAUUUACUCUCAAAUAACAUGGGAAUGGGGAAAUGUGUGUUAUAAUCAUAAAUAUUGAUCUAUUUUAUAUGUUGUAAAAAGUUUGUAGGCUUGCCAGCCAUACACUAUAAAAGUUCUUCACCUUCUGCUUUUAUUUUUUUCCCCGUUUUGAUGAUGGAAAUUCAUCUGUUUUUGUUUUUUUUUUUUUAGUUAAUGACCAGGCAGCCUCUCAUGUUGAGGGGCUAGUGCUUGGUUGGAGGCAUUUCUUUUUUUCUUCUGGAGGAAAAUUAAAUCUUGCCUGGUAUACCUCACUGGGAAGAGAUGUUAAAUGCGCUAUGCAUUUGGGAUGGGGAUAGGGGUGUUUAAUUUUUUUUUACUGUUACAUUCCUUGUAACAUUAGUUUUCCAGUAACUAAAACCUUUGUUUGGGAAGCAACUGUGAAGGGGGUUCCUAAGCUUGAAAUGGCAGUUGAAUGAAAAACUUAAUAAAAGAGGCACAUGUGUUGUACUUGCACGUUUUGGGACAAAGCACUGCUUUAUUCUUCCAUUCCAUUUUUUCUCUUCCUGUAGUUAUGUUUGGUUUGUUCUGUCUGGCUAGGAGGGAUGUGUUUGCUUUUUCUUGCUGAUCAAGAGUGUUUGUACAAAGGGAAGUUAAUGCACACAGACAUUUUCCAAUUUCACCCUUUCCCAAAAGCUCAGGACAGGUUUAUACAGCAUUUCAAUCAAAUAAACAAUGCUUAGACUGAUAACUACUAUUGAGAUGAUGUCAGUUUGUUCUCAAAAGUCAGAGGAAGACUCUGCCAAAAUGUGUUUGAGCUUAAAGAUUGUUGCCAUUCUUUGUGGUCAGAGACUCUGAGCCAGCCAGUAUAAUUAGAUUGAUAUCACUUAAUUGUUUUUCCCUUGGCCAUACCAUUUGAGGUUGUUGGUGAAGGGAUUGAAUGCUUGAGGACUGACACCAUCUAAAAAGCUCUUCUUACUUAGAAUAAAAGUCAGAAAAACAUACCAUACUUGGUAUUAAAACACCUGUCCUGUUUUGUUAUCGUAAAUAGUAAUACAGGAUAAGCAUUUUAAUUAAUAUAUAUAUAUAUCUAAUCCUCUCUGAACAAACACCAAGGAAUGGCAUUCCAAGAUACCAAUUUUGUAACACUUUAUAUAAUAUCUGUAGCUGCUCUUUUGAGAUUGUUUCUAAGCUUUAAGUCAGACUGUAACUUGGACAUACAUCUUUAUAGAGCUAAAGUUUCUGGUUUCAAAAAUGUUCUACGAAUUUAGAUUCUUGGUCCAAGCGGGCAUGGACAGACUUUGGCCCUUGAAGUUCCACGAUUCCUAAUAAUAAUAAUAAUAAUAAUAAUAAUAAUAAUAAUAGUAAUCUUUAUUUAAUACCCCGCCACCAUCUCCCCAAUGGGGACUCAGGACAGCUUACACGAGGCCAAGCCCAACAGCAUAUUACAAUAAAGUAAAACCAAAACAGAAUAACAACAUAGUAAAAUACAUACAACAUAUGAGUGCAACGACGAUAAAGCAAAAUCAUACACAGUAAAAUGACAAAGCAUAACAAUGAGCGGGGCCGCAUGUGAAAGAUAAAAAUUAAGAUAUUAAAAAUACUAAAAUCAGGAUGAGAUGGGGAUGGAGCAGAUUGCUUGUGGGGGAGAAACUCGUAAAGGAACGGGGUCAUAAAUAUAGAUCUUCAUACAGGUGGGGAAUAUACUCUGGGGACAAAAACCGUUGAGAAGGAGCAACUGUGUAUGAUUAUAUGACUACUCUACAAAACAGCUGGUAGGCUGUUGGGAACUGUGGGAGUUGAAGUCCAAAAUACCUGGAUGGCCGAAGUUUGCCCAUGCCUGGUCUAAAGGAUAAAAUUUAAAUAUCUACAAGCCUUUAGAUGUGAAAUGCCCCCAAGACAGAUUGCAUUUUGUGAUGUACAUUUAGAGAACUGGCCACAAGUGGCUUUUAAAUUGGUGCUGUGUGCCAUUGUAGACAAUGUUCUAAUGUCCUGGGUGCAACUCUUCUUCCAGAAAGUGUGGGAUUUAAAAAACAGCAUCUAGCCCCCCUGUAUUAUAUAGAAAUUCUUGGAAAUGCAGACUGGUGAAAUAAAUGGUUGGGUAAAUUGUAUUGUAUUGUUGGUCCUUGGAAAGGCCGGCACAGUUCUUUCAUUUCAUGGUUAACUAAAGUAAAAUACAUUAUUCAGAACAGUAAAUGCGAAAACAGAGUUUAUGUGAAAUCACACAAACUGGCUUAAUUUGAAUGACAUACAGGCUGCAGAAAUCCACAUUUCACGCGAUGAGGGUUAGAACUACCCUGGUUGAGUUUUUUGUAGUGCGAGUUAUAGGCAUGUGCUGCAAAUGAAUGGCGAAACAGUAUGAAUGUACCAGGGAACAAGUAUCUGUGGUAGAGUGUAUGUGAUUGAAUGGCAAGUUCUUCAAGCUUCACUCACUGUGCCUUACCCUUAAAUGAGAUGUGUGUGUUAUGUUUUGGAGCAGGGGAAUCACUUUCUCAACAUGCGGUCUCCCCUAAGCUUGUAUACACUGUAUUUGCUGACUUUGAUGCUUUUAACACUAACAUUAUCUUUGACUAGAGAACACUAUUACUCAUGUGUCUCCAAGAACCAGAAUAUGGAUCACAUGCAACUAGGAAUUCUCUUGAUAAGGUAUUUGGGAAGCUUUUGUCUUCUAAAUCUCCUUUAAAAUGUUUUUGCUGCAGAUAAAUUGGCCACAAAGAUUUUGUGCAAGCCUCACUCCCACAAACUGAGCUACCAACAUGAGCACAGAUGGUUUUCCUGUUGGGAUCCUUGUAUGAAUAGAGCACAUGACUGGUUUUAUACUAAAUACCUCCUUCCUAAUUUUUUCCCUUAGUGGCACCUGCACAUUUCUUUUAAAGUUCAUUGUCAGCGGGUAGAAAUUUAAGAUGCAAGUGAACAGAAAAGAUGUGUGCAGUUAGGCAGCAGUGAGUAGCUGUGUUGCAAAGAUAGAAGUGCACUGGUUACAGCUCUGAGCAGAAUAUGUAGAUUUUGAUAAUCUGCAUCUCUUUCUCCUGAGUCUAUAUACCAUUCAUCACAAUCUUACCUUUAUUUCUAGUUAACAUAUUACUAGCUUCCAUUGAUCUUACACCAAUGAUAUCUGCAAAACCUCUAGAAAAUCUGGUUGAAGAGAGGAAAGAGGGGACUUCAUUUUCACUCCUUACCUAUUAUGUUUGAUGGUGCCUCUUUUAUUGAUUCACUAUUUUGGAAAAACACUGUACCUGACCCACAGUAAGUGAUGCUGUCUCUACUGAAAAUGUAACUGCAUCCGAUGAUGCACAAUCAAAUCUAUGUCCAUGAUCUAAUAAAUUAAUCAAAUGCAAA
This is a messenger RNA of Anolis sagrei ordinatus, 6690 nucleotides long. It is a transcript of the gene WIPF2, whose product is annotated as WAS/WASL interacting protein family member 2. The record is from RefSeq and is a predicted model, not a curated record. Gene Ontology annotation, molecular function: actin binding. Lineage: Eukaryota; Metazoa; Chordata; Lepidosauria; Squamata; Anolidae.